GCGGGGGCGGUGAGCGGCCGCUGGGUCAAAGCUGCUUCACGGGACAGCCUCGGAGACGUUGCCGGUGGCUCCGGGGUUCACAAUGUCCAGGGCCUGAAGGUGUCCGCAGAGGCUGCCUGAUGAAGGGCGAUGCGGGGAGCCAGCCGCGCAUGGAGAAGUCCAAGCAGGAGGGGCACAUCUGGGGCUCCAUGCGGAGGACGGCGUUCAUCCUGGGCUCUGGUCUUCUCUUGUCUGUGGCCUUCUGGAACUCUGUCACAUGGCAUCUUCAGAGAUUUUGGGGUGCUUCUGGCUACUUUUGGCAAGCCCAGUGGGAGAGGCUGCUGCUGAACUUUGAAGGGAAAGAGUGGAUCCUCUUCAUAACAGGCGCUGCCCUAGUGCCUGGGCUGUUUUUCUGGGCCUUCAACGGGCUUCUACUUGUGGUGGACACAACUGGAAAACCGGCCUUCAUCUCCCGCUACCGGAUUCAGCUGGGCAAGAAUGAGCCCGUGGACUCUGUGAAACUGCACCAGGCCAUCCGUACAGUUCUCUUCAACCAGUACCUGAUCUCACUCCCCAUCGUGGUCUUCCUCUACCCCUUCCUCAAGUGGCGGGGAGACCCCUGCCGCCGAGAGCUACCUACCUUCCACUGGUUCCUCCUAGAGCUGGCGAUUUUCACCCUGAUUGAGGAAGUCUUGUUCUACUAUUCGCACCGGCUCCUGCACCACCCAACACUCUACAGGAGAAUUCAUAAGAAACACCAUGAGUGGACAGCACCCAUCGGUGUGGUCUCUCUGUACGCCCACCCUGUGGAGCACGUGGCCUCCAACAUGCUGCCGGCAACAGUGGGCCCCUUGUUAAUGGGCUCCCAUUUGUCCUCCAUCACUGUGUGGUUUUCCUUGGCGCUCAUCAUCACCUCCAUCUCCCACUGUGGCUACCACCUGCCCUUCCUGCCCUCACCUGAGUUCCAUGACUACCACCAUCUCAAGUUCAACCAGUGCUACGGCGUGCUGGGGGUGCUGGACCACCUCCACGGGACUGAUACCCUGUUUAAGCAGACCAAGGCCUAUGAGAGACAUGUCCUCCUGCUGGGCUUCACCCCACUGUCUGAGAGCAUCCCCGACUCCGCUAAGAAGAUGGCGUGAGAGGGCCCUUGUACAUCAUGGCUGUCCCAAGAUUCUGAGGUGGCUGAGGCCUCACGAGUGCACCUGACAAUCUCCCCUCUUCAGCCAUAUGCUCUUGAUGGCACCAUUAGGCCAGAGAGAAGGCCAGCUUCCAGGAAAAGGAUGGCACCGGGGUUUUCCCCCAGCUGCUGUUGGGACCAGACUGGCUUGAGAGUGAAGAAAGCUCCCGAGGCUGCAGGUCCGCUAGGGAGGAGAAACCGCUGAGCGGGAUCCUGCCCUGCCCUCUCCACCCUCUGCUGGAGGCCCCGUGGCCAGGCCAGCUGCAGAGGACAGAGGUGGCAGUGGCACAAGGGGGUUCCUGGGCUCCAGGGAGAGUACCUUCUGGUCCCAGUUUGGGGAGUGAGGUAUCGCUUUGCUUCUUUGUCCCCAAGAGAUUUUCUUACCCCUUACCUGGCCAGAGCCAGGGCACGUUAGCCAGUAAUUAUAGGCCUCAGUUCUUAAUCAACCAGACCCCAGGCUCCACUUCCACACCAACACAGACACGGUCAAAGACAAAGGCCCAUUUCAACUCUGUCCCACUGCACACACAUACCCUCCUCUAAAAAGACAGACAAAAACCCAUAGGAGCUUCCCUGGGAUUAGAAGCCAUACCAGGGAGGCUCACAACAAACUCCAAUUCCGUCAGCCUGUACAGAAACCAAAGGUCAGAAGCUGAGAGCUACUCAGUGGGUUUCCUUCUGCUUGCAAAGGGAAAGGUCAGUGGCUGCCCUUCAGGGAUCCCUAAC
This is a messenger RNA of Chinchilla lanigera (long-tailed chinchilla), 1885 nucleotides long. RefSeq names its product fatty acid hydroxylase domain containing 2 (gene Faxdc2). Gene Ontology annotation, biological process: sterol biosynthetic process. NCBI's taxonomy places the organism in Eukaryota, Metazoa, Chordata, Mammalia, Rodentia, Chinchillidae. Gene Ontology annotation, molecular function: C-4 methylsterol oxidase activity; iron ion binding. The record is from RefSeq and is a predicted model, not a curated record.